AUGGAUGAUUUGUUAGCCGAAGGACUCGAAAUCCUUGACUGCGACGACGUUAGAAUCACCCAACUCACCAAGAAGAAAUCUCAAAAGGCAGCAGCUGCACAGACCGAAAAGCAUAAGACGAACAAAAAGUUCCGAAAGCAAGAAAAAGCCAACAAGGAAGCCGCUAGUGCUCGUUUCGGCCUCAACAACAAAUACGUAGCCGACAAGAAAAUCGCUGAGAAGAGACUCAAGAAAGUAGAUCGAGAAAAGGAACUGGCGCAGAAGCAUCGUCUUGUUCAGAAAAGCAGAGUCGACACUGAUUUCAAUAUUUGGUGCAAGAUCACAGGAGUGACAAAGCCAGAAGUGCAGAAGCCAGUAGAGGAGGAGGAAUCCGCCUUCGACGAAGAGUACUUUGCCCAGUUCGAAAAAGAGUACGCCGAGAGAAAACUCAAUGGAUAG
This is a messenger RNA of Oikopleura dioica, 438 nucleotides long. Lineage: Eukaryota; Metazoa; Chordata; Appendicularia; Copelata; Oikopleuridae. The record is from the annotation of a GenBank genome assembly.